This is a messenger RNA of Salvia hispanica, 1146 nucleotides long. Its product is annotated as ankyrin repeat family protein. NCBI's taxonomy places the organism in Eukaryota, Viridiplantae, Streptophyta, Magnoliopsida, Lamiales, Lamiaceae. The record is from RefSeq and is a predicted model, not a curated record. Gene Ontology annotation, cellular component: nucleus; cytoplasm. Gene Ontology annotation, molecular function: protein binding; protein-arginine N-methyltransferase activity.
GAAACAAAACCCACUUCGUGAAACUGAGAGGGUUUAAGGCGGCGGCGGAUAUGUCGGAGAAUCGGGAAGAAGAAUCCCUCUGCGAGGCCGCGCGAAGCGGCGAGCUCGAGCGAGUGAAUUCUCUGAUUGCAGCUGGAGCUGAUGUCACCUACUUCGACGCUGAAGGCCUCACGCCGCUGAUGCACGCCGCCAAAAAUGGCUUCGCCGAAGUGGUCAGAGCCCUCCUCGACGCCGGUGCGCCGUGGAACGCUCUCACCCCUUCAAAUCUCUCCGCAGGAGACUUCGCCAUGGAUAAUGGCCAUCAAUCCGCCUUCGAUGUCCUCCUCAAUGCCGGCAUUCAAGCUGAAUUGGUUCUCGGAACUAUAGCAAGGAAAGACAAUGGAAAGGGCAAUCCUAAUGGGGAUUAUUUGGAGGAGAGGGUUACAUUUAGUGAGGAUAAAGUAAUGGACGCAGAAAGCAAGGCUAUUAUGAUGGCUUGGGAGAGGCCGCUAAUGGAAGCCCAUGCUAAAGCUAUUUGCUCAGGAGGUGGGCACAUACUGAACAUUGGGUUUGGCAUGGGUCUUGUGGAUAGUGCCGUACAACAAUAUUCACCUGUGUCACACACCAUUGUUGAAGCCCAUCCAGAGGUAUAUGCUCGUAUGCUGCAGACUGGGUGGGGUGAGAAGGAGAAUGUGAAGAUAGUUUUUGGCCGCUGGCAAGAUGUCCUUUCUCAACUGGAGUCAUAUGAUGGGAUAUUCUUUGACACCUAUGGGGAAUAUUAUGAAGAUAUGAGAGAGUUUCACCAACAUCUUCCGCAACUAUUGAAGCCGGGGGGAAUAUAUUCAUUCUUCAAUGGACUUUGCGGUAGUAAUCCCUUCUUUCAUGUUGUUUACUGUCAGUUAGUUUCGCUGGAACUCGAGAUGUUGGGCUACUCCACACAGUUGAUACCCUUACCGGUGAAGGAUUGUUUAGGAGAAGAAACCUGGGAGGGUGUGAAACACAAAUACUGGCAGCUGGAUACUUAUUCCCUUCCUGUUUGUCAGUCUCUAGAUGACUCUGAUUCAUAGUUUUUCACAUUUCUCUUCCACCUACUGGGUUAUGAAUACCUUGUACUAUGCUUGAAUGUAGACUAUCUGCCUUUUGAUAAUGAAGUUCUCCAUUGUUUCU